Molecule: messenger RNA, 441 nt
Organism: Coniophora puteana RWD-64-598 SS2
Lineage: Eukaryota; Fungi; Basidiomycota; Agaricomycetes; Boletales; Coniophoraceae
Exons: 4
Coding region: 1-441 (146 amino acids)
Source: RefSeq, a predicted model, not a curated record
AUGAAACGACCUGUUCCCAUGAGGAGCAAUCACCUUUCUAUUGUGAAUGCCUGGCCUCUUCCUAUGAGCAUUGCUCUUCGAACCGUGUUCAGUCUAGAUGAAUUGUUGAGUGGCGCAGUGGUUUGGCAAGUUUACCUUCUGUGGUUGCACAGAAUAUGCGGCGAGUCCCUUUCUUCUAGUGCUCGUUCCUUACCACCCAACAAUACAAAUGUUAUGCUUCUGUGGGAGAAUGCAUUGGCUACGUCUCGCUUUCGGGAUAUGGGUCCGUUCUCGCUUCAAUUUCAUGCGAGUGGUGGGGGUCUGGAGCAGCCGACGGAGUUCAUGUACGGUGACGCUAGUGUUACUGUUAGUGACGGGUACAUUAACCAUCACAGUUUUUGCAUUCUAGAUGUUUACAUAGCUCGUGCAUUGUAUGAAUCGAGGUGGUUUAACCUAGUUUGA